AUGCUGCCAUAUGUGAUAGCGUUGCUUCAGAUUCCAUUCAGUAUCCUAGCUAUUAACAAUACCACCGAGGAGGACGAUGGACGAGUUCACUGCCCACGACCAGAAAGCGCAACCAGCAGUUGCGACGCCCGUAAGGAACUUAUUAUUUCAAUUGUUUACCAUUUAAACGGCUUGCUGACAUCAGGUCUUUGGGUACACCUGAGCUGGAGCAGACGCUAUAUUUCAUUCGAUAAGUGCAGGUUAGAAGCCAAAGGCUCCCAUUUAUUCGUGAAAGCAAACGGUUCGGAAUGUGUUAUUCACCCCGUUAAGAGUCAUUAUCCACUUCAAGCCACUCAAUGGUGCCGAGUUUUCUGGCAGCUCCAAGGAAAUAUUUGGGCUACGUUCCUUCCAAUCUGUGAAUAUUGA
This is a messenger RNA of Haemonchus placei, 405 nucleotides long. The record is from the annotation of a GenBank genome assembly. NCBI's taxonomy places the organism in Eukaryota, Metazoa, Nematoda, Chromadorea, Rhabditida, Trichostrongylidae.